Penicillium chermesinum is the source of this 609-nucleotide messenger RNA. RefSeq lists its product as uncharacterized. The record is from RefSeq and is a predicted model, not a curated record. The transcript has 3 exons. The coding region runs from base 1 to 609 and encodes 202 amino acids. NCBI's taxonomy places the organism in Eukaryota, Fungi, Ascomycota, Eurotiomycetes, Eurotiales, Aspergillaceae.
AUGACUCUCUGGCUCGCUGUGUCCCUGCCGCUGGUCAUGUGGGAUGCAGGCUACGUGUUGUUGCGACCGCAUAGUAUGCCCGGCGGCAGCUUGCAUUCGCCCAUCUGGACACCUUACGCGCUCUACAGCACCGUCGACUAUAUCUACGGUUGGCCCGCGCUAGAGGCGCACAAUGGUUUCACCGCCGCCCAGACAGUUUUGAACCUCGUCGAGACUGUCGCCUACGCCUAUUACCUGUGGAUUGUCUACCGACACGGCGCAACCGUCGCAAGUGGUCGCGGUGCGCCCAAGCAGCAGAAGGGGCUUGUGUGGCUCUUGACUGGUGAAAAGGUCGUUGCCGGCCAGACUGGCGCAAUCGCGUUGCUGAUCGCCUAUAGUGCGUCUGUUAUGACGCUUAGCAAGACUGUUUUGUACUGGUUAAAUGAGUAUUUCUCUGACUUCAGCAACAUCGGUCACAAUGAUGCUUUGUCGUUGGUUUUCUUGUGGAUCAUUCCCAAUGGCCUUUGGCUAGUAUUCCCGUCCUACAGCAUCUAUACUCUUGGUGCGGAAAUCCUGAGCUCUCUGGAGCAAGCUUCUCCCCGGGGACGCGGACGCCCCAAGGCCCAAUAG